Messenger RNA from Thecamonas trahens ATCC 50062, 2685 nucleotides. RefSeq names its product AP-3 complex subunit beta-2. Lineage: Eukaryota; Apusomonadida; Apusomonadidae. Gene Ontology annotation, biological process: intracellular protein transport; vesicle-mediated transport. The transcript has 2 exons. Gene Ontology annotation, cellular component: membrane coat. The record is from RefSeq and is a predicted model, not a curated record. Bases 616 to 2685 code for a protein of 689 amino acids.
GCUGCAGUGAGUCCUCAUGUCGAACGGCUUUUACGAGGCAGCGGGCUCUCCAGGCGGCUCGACCACUUCCGGCUUUGGAGGCGGCGGCUUUGGCCCAGGUGGAGCAAACUCGUCCGUCUCGUCGGUCUAUGGCGAGGACGGCCUUGGCCUCUUUGGCGGUGGCACCGACGAGAAAAUGGAAGAGGUCGCCCGCUUGCUGGACAACAGGUCGACCAAGGACAAGCUGGAGGGCCUGAAGCGCCUCAUUGCUAUGUUCUCCAAGGGCCGCGACGUCUCGCACAUGUUCCCGGACGUGGUCAAGAACGUGGUCUGCGAGUCGCUCGAGGUCAAGAAGCUGGUGUACAUCUUCCUGCAGCACUAUGCGGAGCAGCAGCAGGAUCUCGCGCUCCUCUCUGUGGGACGUUCCAGAAGAACUUGCAGGACUCGAACCAGCUCAUCCGUGCGUCGUCGCUCCGAGUGCUCUCGUCGAUCCGAGUGCCCAUCAUCUCGCAAGUGGUGGCGGCCGCCAUCAAGACCUGCUGCUCGGACCCGAGCCCGUACGUGCGCAAGGCUGCGGCGCACGCCAUUCCCAAGCUGUAUUCGGUCUCUCCGGACACCGAGGAUGAGCUUGUGGACAUGAUCGAGACGCUCCUCAACGAUUCGUCGACGCUUGUGCUCGGCUCUGCGGUCAACGCCUUUAACGUGGUCUGCCCAACCAAGUAUGAGCUUAUCCACCCGCAGUACCUCAAGCUCUGCACGCUGCUCGUCGACUGCGACGAGUGGGGCCAGACUAUGAUCCUCAACAUGCUGGUGCGGUACAUCCGGACGCAGUUCCUCAACCCCAACGGGGCCACAACUGAGGAGGACGCCGACAACGACGACGGAUGGGGCGCGUCGGGCCUCGCCCAGGACCUCGACUCGUUCUAUGCCGAGGACGUGACGACUGCGCCUGACGGGGCGGUCAAGGAGUACUACAUGCACGCAGACCACCGGGCUGUGCUCCGUGGAGCCCAGUCGCUGCUGCAGUCACGCAACGCGUCGGUCGUUAUGUCUGUCGCCAUGCUCUUUUUCCACUCGGCGCCUCGCUCCGACGUGGGCAUUGCCGGCAAGGCGCUCAUCCGGCUCGUCCGCUCGCACCGCGAGGUGCAGUACGUGGUGCUCUCGAACAUUGCGACCAUGGCAUCGAAGCGGCCGUCGAUGUUUCUGGGCUCGCUCAAGGAGUUCUUUGUCAAGUCUGGCGACCCGAUGUAUGUUCGCAAGCUCAAGCUGGAGAUCAUCACUCAGCUGGCGUCCGAGUCGAACAUCUCCGCCAUUCUCCACGAGCUCAAGCAGUACGUGCGGUCUGGCGAAGUCUCGUUUGUCACCGAGUCGAUCCAGGCUGUGGGCCGGUGUGCCAUGCGGGUGCCUGAGGUGACCGAGUCGUGCCUCGAGGGCCUCAUCUCGCUCUUGCACUCCAAGUCGGACCUUGUGGUGGCCGAGUCGGUGGUGGUUAUCAAGAAGCUGCUGCAGCUGCGUGCGGUGGCCGAGCCGACGGUCUCUGCGCUCACCGCCUCUGAGGUGGCGACCGUCCAGUCGGGCGCCCUCGACGACAUCAUCAAGCACCUCAUCUACUUGCUGGACAAAAUCUCCAUCGCAUCGGCGCGCGCGUGUAUCGUCUGGGUUAUUGGCGAGUACGCAUCGCGGGUGCCCGAGUAUGCGCCCGAUGUCGAGCGCAAGCUGGCAAAGUCGUUUGCGGCCGAGGACGAGGUGACCAAGCUGCAGAUCCUCAACAUGGCUGCCAAGCUCUUCCUUGCCAACCCGAACCAGACCGCCAAACUCUUUGAGUACAUUCUUGCGCUGGGCAAGUACGACGCCAACUACGACGUUCGCGACCGGGUCCGCUUCAUGACUGCCGUACUCGCCAAGCGCGAGACGCCGCUCUUUGCCGCCGCCGCCAAGCGCCUCUUCCACGCGCCCAAGCCGGCGCCGCGCGUCGUCUCGCCCUACGCCUCGCGCGCAGCCUUUGUCAUCGGCUCGCUCUCGCACCUGGUCGGCCACGCCACACCGGCCUACCUCCCGCUUCCCGAGUGGACGCUUGAGGAGCCCGACCACUCGCUGCGGACGCCAGCGGCGCCGCUGCAGGCCCCGUCUGCCCGCGGCUUUGGCUCGUCUGGCUUUGGCGGCUUUGGCCCCGAUGACUACGCCGCAGCCCACGGCGUUCCGUCCAUGCAGCAGGCACAGACACCGGCGUUUGGCGGUGUCGUCGGCGCUGCCGGCGACAUGUCGCUCGACGCCUUUUACGCAGACGACGGCGAGUACGACUACUACUCGGACGACGACGCCGCACCUGGCGCCGCACCCGGCAUGCCCGGCGCCGCCGCACCCGUCGGUGGAAACUACGGGUUCUACGGCGCCGCCACUGGUGCUGACGACGACUACUACGACUACUAUGACGACGACGUGCCGGGCGCGUCUGCCACGCCUGCGCCCGCCUCGGCCAAGCCCUCGCGCACCUCCAACCUGCUCGACCUUGGCUACAGCGCCACCGGCUCGGCGGCCGCUCCUGCGUCCGCUGCUCCGGCCGCGUCUUUGCCCGCGGCUCCUGCCGGUGACGACGAGUACUAUGACUACUACGACGACGAGGUGGCCGCCACUGCGCCUACCUUUGUCGCUGCCGGCUCUGGCCUCCUCGGCAACGUCAACAACUCGUCCGGUUCGUUGUUGUAG